AUGAAUUUGGAGAUUAAAAGUAUUCAUUAUGGUGAUAUUGUGUCCAUAUACUCGUCUGGAUUCUUAUCAUCAUUGGGUUUACUUGAUGAUCGUGUCAUUAUUAAUACGACUGAUGGAGACUUAACUAAGCCACCGAUAAAAUUUAAGAACUGUCUGUUCAAAAUAUGCCCUGCUAAGAAGAUAAUAUGCAAUAAAAAAGCCUUUGAUUGUACUAAAACGAAUGAUCAGAAUGUUGAAAUAUUUUCGGAUAAUGACGUCAUUAGUUUGUAUGGGAAAUGCGUUAAAUAUGGAUCUUUAGUAAGGCUGCUUCAUGUCAAAUCAGAAAAGUAUCUCUCAGUCUGCAAGCAAGUCCAUUCAUCAUAUGAUACAGACGCCUUAAAAGCUUAUUUUGAUAAAAAUGGAAAUGAAAGUUCUUUGUUUUACGUCAUGCCUUUCUAUAAGCUACGAUCAAUUGGUGAAGACAUAACUGUUGGUGAUGAAGUCAUUUUCAAGUCAGCCUUAGUAAACAAUAAGAAUCUUCAUGUCAGUCAAAUUGAUUUGUUUGAUAAAAUUGGAAUAAAAGAAGUCAACGUGCUUAAUGCCAUAACAUCCUGGAAAAUUUCGUUAUUCCUAACUCACAGUGAGAAUCAAAAGAGCUUCCUUAAAAGUGGCGAUAUUGUGAGAUUAUUUCACAUUGAACAACAGAAAUAUCUUACAAAGGAUGAAUUAAAUACGCUUGUAUUUCUGAGAAACACUGAUCGAAUUCCACCGUCUACAGCUACAAGCUCAAAAGCUUUAUGGGAAAUUGAAGUUGUUCAGCACGAUCCUUGUCGCGGUGAUAUUGCUCAUUAUAAUUCACUUUUUAGAUUCAAGCACCUUAAUACUGGAUAUUAUCUUGUCACGGAACUGAUAGAAGCUGAUGGACAGCACAGUGAAAUGUUUUGCUUGAAAGCUAUUCUGGAUUCUUGUGAUCUUGCCUCAAUUUUUGAGUUAGAUCCAAUAUCACUUAAUGAUUCGGAUGCUUUAAUUCCACACAAAAGCUUCGUCUUAUUGAAAAAUGUAGCUACAAAUACUUAUAUUAAAUCUUCAAAUAUUCGUGUUGGAAGUGAAAUAGACAAAUCUGUAUUCUAUAAAGUAGAGUGCUCGAAAGCUAGGGACGAGAAAGAAGCUUUUCGUGUUGUUGGUGUCAAUUCUGAUGAGAUUCGCGACUUUGAUUUCACAAAUGAAGCAUAUGAUUUAAUGACCAAUUUAACAGCAAAAAUGCUUAUAAAAUUCAAGAUAAGUGAAUAUGACAGAGUCCGUUUGAUUUCUAUCCUACAACGGCUUAUUCUGUUCAUUGGUGAUGUUGACAUUGAUAACAAUGGCUCGAACAUCCUGCAAGUUGAUAUUGUUAAUCCAAAUAGAAAGCGACAGAAAAUAUUUCGUGAAUUGAACAUUAUCACACAGAUUUUCUGUAUCCUCGGCUUGACAUCAGACUUUGUGGAUCAAAAAGGAAUGCCUUCAAAGUCUUACAAAUACAUUUUUCAGUUAUGCUAUAGAAUCAUCAAAUUAAGUCAGAAAAAUUAUCGAAAAAAUCAGGAAUUUAUUGCCUGCAAUUAUUUCAAUUUAAUGCAGCAGCACAUUGGCCUAGACAUUCUUGCCGAAGACACAAUCACAGCGUUAUUGAAUAACAAUCAGCAACUAUUGGAAAAGUUUAUAACGCCGAGAGAAAUAGAGACUUUUAUUGAUUUAAUCAGAAAGAACAUGUCAAAAUGGAAUGGCAAAUAUUUCGAUUAUCUUAGUGCUCUUUGUGUUGCGAAUAAUAAAGCCUUGCCAAGGACACAAGAGAUGAUUUUUAGUUUAAUAACGAAGAACUUUAACUCAUGCAUUUUAUUGUCAAUUAAGAAUAUUAAUGAUAAGGAAGUCGGAGAGAAAUUGGACACAGAUUGUGAUAUUGAGAAUAUAAUUAUUGAAUGGAAGAAGGGCAAAAAGUCAUUUAAGGAUUUACUAGCUGGAUAUGCAAAUCAUCGUAGGGAAGAAACGUCAAUUUUUAAAUAUUUAAAUAAUCAAAUUGAACUGUAUUCAAACAUGUGCAUUGGUAGACAGUCUGACGCCAUAAACUUUCUGUCUCAGAAAAUUAGAUUUGAUGAUAUUAUGGCAUUCAUUAGACAUGAAAAUGUCCCAGACGACUUACGUGCAUCAUUUUGUAAAUUAUUGAAUAAUUUAUAUAUUGAUCGUCAGCCUAGAGAGCGCUUGAAUUUGAAUCAAAUUGCUUAUUAUUGGAAGUUGAUUCCGGAUAAAGUCAAUAAGAAUCUUAAGGAUAUGUUCAGUGGGAAUUAUGGAGAAUUUCAAAUUAUUAAGGAUUUUAUUGGAGAGUAUUUGAAACGUUUGAUUUUAGAUGAAAAGUUAUUUAAGAAAAUGAUCACUGAAAAGACAACACUAGAGGUCACUAACUUGCUCUAUACCACUUUAGCUUUCGGGUUUUAUAAUCUAGAAGGAGUUUUUGAAAUGCUGUCGACAAUUUUAACUGUCAUUGAAGGAUUUAACAAGUUUAAAUGCGAGGAACUGCUUUCUUCUAUUGUCAUCUUGAAGCUUAAAUGCCUUGACAUUAUAAAUUUAGUUUUUGAUUAUGUUACUUACAGUCGCAUCAAUUAUUUGAUUAACUUGAUAAAAGUGGACAUAAAAAAGCAGAAAAUUGAGAAUCUCGCAUCGAAAAGCUAUCAAAGUGAAUUUCAAUUGAAAAUUAAGGACUUCUUUACUGAUGAGGUCCCUAAGAACAUCAGCAUAAGCAACGCGAACAACCAAAGAAUAAUCUCGAAUGUCAUGCAACUAAUUUUAUCUAAAUCACCAGAAAUAACAUCAAAAGCUUAUCAUACAUUAUUCCAUCACUUCCAUCAGUUUUCAGACCUUGAAAAGUCAUUUUCUAAAAUUAAAAUAAUCGUUGAAGACGACGAAGACACGCUGAGUGAAAGUGCCACAGACAUAUCAUUUUGCAGUAUUCAUAAUUUAGUUUGUAGCGUUCAGCAGGAACUUGUCACGAAGAUUGGCUUGAGAAUGUUUGCCGAGAAUAAUUUAAUUGCGAAAUAUUUGUAUUGGAUUGGAAGCGAUGAAAGCUCAAAGGAAUUUAUCGAUAUAUUGAGCAAUGUCAUUAAGCAUAUUAAUUAUUUGGUUGAAAGCAAUGAAAAAGAUCUUUCAGUUAUGCUGCUUAAUUUAUUAAAAUUCAUGCUUCAUUAUGAGAAUGAUUAUGCUGUGGAAUUAAAGUCGUCUUUUGACAUCAAAUUCUCAUUUGUUGAAAUGAAAAAUUACUUUGACAGUCAAUUUAAAGCUCUUCAGGAUAAUUUUGAGCUUUCUGAAGUUCAACAGACAUUGUUGGACAAGAAUAUUGGAGAUUUAGUCAUUUCGAUGAUUAUUAGGUCACCAGAAAUGAAUAUUUACUUCAUUGAAGGAUUGGAUCUAGCUAAUCAAAUGCUUAAUAAAGGAAAUGCACAAACACAGUCAUGUCUAUAUAAUAAUAUCAUGUCAUUAGACUCGCCGACUGACUUCUUCAAGCUUAUUUAUGAUAAAAUUCAGGAAUGCAAAUUGGAAAUUAAAACCGACAAGCUGAACAUUAGUCAUGUUGAGUCAUACAUCGAAUCGAGUCAUUCUCAACUAAUUAAAAAUUCAAGCACGGAAGAUUAUUCUAGUAAUUCUAUAUCGCACAACUAUACGCAAAGUAAUAGAAUUAACUGUACUUAUACAUCUACAAAUGUCGUAGUUUCAAGAAAAAUUUUAAGAUUCCUUCAAUUGCUCUGCGAACAUCAUAAUGCGGAAUUUCAAAAUAUUUUACGCGAUCAAAAAACCAAAAUUAAUUAUAAUCUCGUCAGUGAAACGCUUUCGCUGUUUGAUUGUAUUUGCGAACAAUUUCAACAGCGAGAUGAUUAUGACCUAAUUUUCUACACGUGCUUAGAUGCUCUCACAGAAUUCUGUCAAGGUCCAUGUAUCGAGAAUCAAAAUUGCAUAAUCUAUCAUGACUCAAACAUCUCUACAACCGUUAUAUCUCUUCUUACUCAAUUCAAUUGGAAUGCUGGAUUAUUUGGAAGUGUUUUGAAAUUUUUAUUUGCACUUCAAGAAUCAAGAAGCAGCUUUGAUUUUCUAGAAAAGUCUGUGAACGAAGAAAUUUUUCAAAAAUUGCUUCAGAAGGUCGUGCAUGGAUAUAAUAUGAAUGAAAAUGAAUGCACCGAGUCGAUGACUAUUUCUCAUAAUUUUUAUAUUUUGUGCUAUCAAUUAGCCAAGAAUAAUAGAAUGUUUGAGGAUGCAAUGCGGAAUAUUUCACUGAGUGAACAUCAGGAAGCUUUUAAAUAUUUUGAAAGUAACACCGCCCAGAUUGAAAUCGUCAAAAAUGAUCGUACAUUAGAGGAUGUCAUGUUUCCUAUACCUAAGUUAUGUAAGAAUUUAAGUCAGGAAGCAAAGUCUAAAAUAUUCUUGUCAUGUGAAAGGGACCUGCAAGGUUCUAAGAUUCCAGACUUCUUCAGCAAAGCCAAUGAACUUUUGGACGAACUUGAAUGGGAUAGUCGCAAAUCACACAAUUAUUUCAACUUGAAUAUUGCAAAGAAUAAAUUGGCAUUUUCAACAGCAACAUUCAUACUUGUUCUGCUAAUAAAUUUGUUCAUUAUAUUCCUAUAUCCAUUCAGUAGCUGCGAAGUGGACUUUAAUUGGAAAUCAAAUAUUUGCGCAAUGACUUUUCUUGGAUUAUUGCCUGUUUAUUUGCACUCUAAAUUUGAAUAUCGAUGGUCAAUUUGGAUGUUUAUGAUAUCAAUGAUAUUUGCAAAUACAAUGGACGGAUUUAUGACAAUAUUGGGAAGUGCUUGUGUCGUCACGAAAUGCUUUCAUAUUAUCGGAAUUGUUUAUGAAAUUUGGGUCAAGAAACAACAUGAACAUAAAUUGAAUAAUGCAGAUUUACAGCUUCAGAUUGCUUAUUUGAUGAUAGCUUUCUUUGGAACUUCCUAUAAUCCACUGCUGUUUUCUAUUUUGCUUCUGGAAAUUAUUUAUCGCGAAGAGACAUUACUCAAUGUUAUCAAAUCAGUAACAAGGAAUGGCCGUUCAAUUAUAUUCACAAGCUUAUUAGCAUUUGUUCUCGUCUAUUUAUUCUCAAUUAUUGGAUUUGUUUUCUUUGGCGACGAUUUUAUCGUCAUUGCACAAACAGAUCAAUCAUCGCAAAUGGAAAGAGCAUGCGAUUCUCUAUUUAUGUGCAUAAUUACAUCAUUAAAUCAUGGUUUGAGAAAUGGAGGUGGAAUUGGAGAUAUUUUAAGGACACCGUCAUUUUUAGAAACGUCUUAUCUACCGAGAGUUGUUUAUGAUCUCUUAUUUUUCUUUGUCAUUAUCAUAAUUGUGCUGAAUCUUAUUUUUGGUGUAAUCAUUGACACAUUUGCUGAUCUAAGAUUAGAAAAGCAGGAGAAAGAAAAGAUUUUAAGAAAUACAUGCUUCAUAUGCAGUCUACACAGUUCCGUAUUUUGUAAUAAGAAAAUUAGUUUCGAGGAACAUAUGAAAAGCUAUCACAAUAUGUGGCACUAUUUAUAUUUCAUUGCACAUCUCCGCAUCAAAAAUCCCACAGAGUUUACUGGUCCCGAGAGUUAUGUCCAUCAUAUGAUUCUGAUGAAUAAUUUAGAAUGGUUUCCAAGACAACGUACAGCGUCGCUUAAUGAAGACGAGAAUAAUGAGGAAAUCAGUAAAUCCGAUGUGCAUGAAUUAAAGAAAAUGCUCGAAGGAACUCGAGAUAUUAUUGCUAAUCUCUCAAAGCAAUCAAUCGAACUAAAGCACCAAAUCAACGAACAGCGAAAACAUAAACGUUAUGAAAUUUUCACCACUAGAUCAUCAACAUUAUCUAAUAUCAAUCUCCAGUCUGUUGAUCAUUGUUAA
Molecule: messenger RNA, 5853 nt
Organism: Chironomus riparius
Lineage: Eukaryota; Metazoa; Arthropoda; Insecta; Diptera; Chironomidae
Source: the annotation of a GenBank genome assembly